AUACUCACUAUUCAUUGUUACUUUGUUGGUAAUUCUAUCUUCCGGAAAUCUCUAGAGAAAUGUCAAAAAAACACAAAGGAAGUUGAAUCCCACCCUUUAAUUUUCCUUAUCUCCUUACUAACACACCCAAAAAGCUAGAGAAAACAGAGGGAGAAAGAGCAUGGCUACCACAAUUUCUGCUCUUAAACUUCCCACAGUACCUCCCCGUGCUCGAUCAAAACUUUAUAAUCUUCCCACUCAAAUUCAAACUAAAUUAAACCAUAAUAGUCAAAUUACCCAUCAAAAAAUCAAAGAUGAACAACAACUCGUUCAAACUUUAAAUUCUUACACCCUUCCUCUUUCUACUGUUGCAUUGCCCUUCAUUUUAGAUACCCAGGAUGCAUUGGCAGUUCAAGGUCAAUUUGGGUUGUUGGAAGGUAGAACAGCAGCAUUAGUACACCCAUUAGUAAUGGGUGGUCUUUUCUUGUAUACAUUAUAUGCUGGUUAUCUUGGGUGGCAAUGGAGAAGAAUUAGGACUAUUCAAAAUGAGAUUAAUGAACUUAAGAAGCAAGUUAAGCCUGUUGCUGUUGCAUCUGAUGGUUCUCCUGCUGAUAAACCUGCUCCUCCUUCUCCUAUUGAGACCAAAAUUCAGCAACUUAGUGAGGAGAGGAAAGAAUUACUGAAAGGAAACUUCAGGGACAAACACUUCAAUGCUGGUUCAAUUUUGCUGGGAUUUGGUGUUUUUGAGGCUGUUGGUGGAGGAUUCAACACAUGGUUUAGAACAGGGAAGCUGUUUCCAGGACCCCAUUUAUUUGCCGGAGCAGGUGUGACUACUCUGCUAAAUGCAAAUAUUUCCUCUGUUUUUCUAUUACAGUGCUAUGGGCAGCGGCUGCAGCUCUUGUACCCGCUAUGCAGAAAGGCAAUGAAACAGCUAGAAGUCUUCACAUUGCUCUGAACGCUGUAAAUGUUAUUCUGUUCGUGUGGCAGAUCCCCACCGGAAUUGAGAUCGUGUUCAAAGUGUUUGAAUUCACUAAUUGGCCUUGAAUCGUUUCUAAUCUAGGUGUUGUAUUCUUUGCACGUUCCUCUUGUCUUCAUGAUUUGUAUCAAGUAUAACUUCAAUAACCAAGUCAGUUUUGUUUUGUUUUUCAUAUAUAAAUUGCUUUUUAUGUAUUGUGAAUAGCUUGAUACUUGGAAAUAUGUAUUCUUAUUGAAAUUGUUGUAAAACAUGAGAUUUUUGCAUAAAUGCGAUGGAGAAAGUGUUGCAUUCUA
Molecule: messenger RNA, 1248 nt
Organism: Amaranthus tricolor (Joseph's coat)
Lineage: Eukaryota; Viridiplantae; Streptophyta; Magnoliopsida; Caryophyllales; Amaranthaceae
Exons: 4
Coding region: 161-934 (257 amino acids)
Cellular component (GO): chloroplast thylakoid
Source: RefSeq, a predicted model, not a curated record